ACUCACAGCUUCAGGAAGAUACGAAGAGGGUCUUGCUUCAACAGUGAUUGAACGGAACUUCGAUCUCGCCGGAAUUUAUUUAAAUUUCUUAUUUAUUUUUGCACCAACGCUGUGAUAAUAAACCGCAGAAAUGGAGACUUCUCAGAUUCGCCAGAACUACGACCGCGACUGCGAGGCUUUGAUCAACAAGAUGAUCAAUUUGGAGCUUUACGCUUCCUACACUUACACUUCAAUGGCUUUCUACUUCAAACGGGAUGAUGUGGCUCUUGCUGGUUUUGCCAAGUUCUUCAAGGAGAACAGUGAGGAGGAGCGUGAGCAUGCCGAGAAAUUCAUGGAGUUCCAGAACAAGAGGGGCGGGAAAAUUGUCCUUCAGGAUGUAAAGAAACCAGAGCGUGAUAUGUGGGGCAAUGGACUGAUCGCUAUGCAGUGCGCUCUUCAGCUGGAGAAGAACGUCAAUCAGGCUCUGCUUGAUCUACAUAAGGCCGCCUCUGAGAAGACAGACCCUCAUCUGUGUGACUUCCUGGAGACUCACUACCUGAAUGAGCAGGUGGAGGCCAUCAAGAAGAUUGGUGACCACAUCACCAACCUUUCCAAGAUGGAUGCUGGCAACAACAGGAUGGCGGAGUACCUGUUUGACAAGCAAACCCUGAGCAGCUAAAUGCAGCUCUCAGAUCAGAUAUAAAUGAAUUGAAUUACUAUUCUCUUAAAUAUGUUCUUAUCAAACAGCUCUUGUGCAAAUUUUUAAAGUGUGAGAGGUUGAAAGGUUAACAUCAACUAAAGGUUCCAU
Messenger RNA from Rhinichthys klamathensis goyatoka, 787 nucleotides. RefSeq names its product ferritin, middle subunit-like. Gene Ontology annotation, biological process: iron ion transport; intracellular iron ion homeostasis. The record is from RefSeq and is a predicted model, not a curated record. Gene Ontology annotation, molecular function: ferric iron binding; ferrous iron binding. Gene Ontology annotation, cellular component: cytoplasm. Bases 131 to 658 code for a protein of 175 amino acids. The transcript is spliced from 4 exons. Lineage: Eukaryota; Metazoa; Chordata; Actinopteri; Cypriniformes; Leuciscidae.